AAACAACUAUUGAAACACUCGAAGAUAUAUAUCCUAAAAUUGAUUAUAUUUUAAAGAAAAAUGCAAUUGCUACCCAAGUUCGUAGUAUUGUAUUAAAGAUUCCUAUUGAAAAAAUUCUGCCAAUAAUGAUAGCAAUGCUUCCUACGAAGGGUAAUAAAGGUGCUGAGCAAAUUGCACACUUAAUACGUCAAGUAAUUGAAAUGUCACAUAUAGCAAAUUUGAAUAUUUUAAGUUUUGGUGCUGAUGGUUAUAUUUUUGAUAUCGAUUGUGUAUCACUUCCACAUAAAAUAAUUGAAAAACUUCGCACAUGGCCUACUAUCGAAGACUUACAAGAAUGUACUAGAAUCACAUUUAAUGAAGCUGUAUUAUUAGCAAAACAUCUUCAUAUAUAUAAUUAUGAAGAAGAAUCUUCAAUUCCAGAAUUUACCAAAUGUAUAGAACAAAUAGCUGAUAUUGCAGAUAGUGAAAAUGAUGAAUUAAAUGAAUUUAUUGACACUUUCAAUAAUGAAACUAGCUCAAGCCGUUCAAUUAUAGUUAGAAAUGCAGCCUUAGAAGUAGCACGUAUAUUACCAAGCUCAUCAGAUAAUGAUCAAUUUCAUGAAGACGAAACUUUAAAUGAAGAUGAAAUUUUUAAUAAUGAAAUUUCUGAUGAAGAUGAAGAUAUGAUACAACAAUUAUCAUCAUUUAACAAAUUUUUUGAGAUUCAAUAUAUUGUUCAGCAUUCUCCUAUUCCUGUAUCUUUUUAUCCAUUUCAACAAUUUUUUAUAAAUGGCAUUUUAGAUGUUAAAAUUCUUUUACAAAUUUGCCAAAAUCAUGAUGCAUUUUCACCCAACAUGAAGUCUAACUUUAGUCAUUUACAUCAAAUUACAAUAGACAAAAAUAAUGAUAAGAUUAAUGAAAAUGUUGUUAAUAAACUUAUUACUAAGAUAAUAUCGGACAAUAUUGAUGAAAAUCAAAGAAAAAAACGUCGAGAUCGAAUUUUAUGUUUGGGAAAAGUUAUCACAAUGUAUGAAAAAUGUGGUGAACGACAUGCAUGGGUUGAAAAACUAGCAGGUUUUUUAGAUAAUUUAUCAUAUAUUUCUAUCAAAGUUUAUAUGCAAGUAACAAAUCGUGUUUUUUCAUGUGAAAAUUUAGUAGGAGGAAAUAUUACAAUUCAUAUUACUCCACGUAAA
Dentiscutata heterogama is the source of this 1172-nucleotide messenger RNA. The record is from the annotation of a GenBank genome assembly. NCBI's taxonomy places the organism in Eukaryota, Fungi, Glomeromycota, Glomeromycetes, Diversisporales, Gigasporaceae.